Messenger RNA from Emiliania huxleyi CCMP1516, 626 nucleotides. RefSeq lists its product as hypothetical. The coding region runs from base 106 to 459 and encodes 117 amino acids. Lineage: Eukaryota; Haptophyta; Isochrysidales; Noelaerhabdaceae. The transcript is spliced from 2 exons. The record is from RefSeq and is a predicted model, not a curated record.
ACCCCGUCCGCCGGCGAGCCCGCGGCGCCCAAGCAAGAGGUGUCGAACACCGCCGCCACCACCGCUGACGAGCCGCCGACGCCCUCUGCGGCCCUUGCACGCAAUAUGGUCGAGAUCGCUCUCGAUUCGCCCAACUGCAAGCCCGUGACGCCGGCGGAGGAGAAGGAGGAGAUGGACACGGCCUCGCCAGCCAACAAGAUGAAGGGCGACGCCAAGGCGUCGUCCGAGCAGGCGACCGAGGCGGCUCCAGUGGCGGUGGAGGGGGCCUCGCCCGUGUCGCCGGAAACGCCCGCAAUGGAAGAAGCGGCGAAGAACCCGGAGGCUGUCGUGGGCGAGAAGCGCUCCUCCGAGGCUGCGCCGCAGCCAGCCAAGGCCUCCAAAUCGCCGGCGAAGUCGCCAGCCGCCGUCACUGAGAACGACGGCAACAGCAACGUCGAGGAGGCCUCCUCGAUCGCCUGAGCUCGUGCGAGGCCGUCGCGUGAUCGCACAAGCGGGACUGUGGAGGGCUGGCGCAGGGCGAAUGGACUCGAUGUGAGGCUGGUCUACUGUACAUCUACAUACAGGGAAGCUUCGCGUGCGCGAGAGUGCGUGUCCAGUUGGGCGAGAGUUUACGGACGGUGACUGUA